Perca flavescens (yellow perch) is the source of this 1836-nucleotide messenger RNA. RefSeq names its product secernin 3 (gene scrn3). Lineage: Eukaryota; Metazoa; Chordata; Actinopteri; Perciformes; Percidae. The transcript has 8 exons. Gene Ontology annotation, biological process: proteolysis. The record is from RefSeq and is a predicted model, not a curated record. Gene Ontology annotation, molecular function: dipeptidase activity; cysteine-type exopeptidase activity. Bases 381 to 1637 code for a protein of 418 amino acids.
UUUGAUUACAUUGCGCAGUAAUUAUUUAUUUCUAUAACAUUGUCAGCAAAAUAGGCUAAAUAAUAUAGCUAUUUUAAAUGAACACUGACAUCGUAAUAACCUAGGAUGAGGAAUACAGAUUAAACCUUCAAAUAUGUUAAAAUGUGAGAACCGGCGUAAUUCCACAUUAUUUGUUCGCUGCCAUUGAUGAUAGAGCGCUGUAGGUCUAGCAAUGCGAGACUAGCCUUGCUUUACUACGAAUAUAAAACGGACUUCAGCUCGGUCACGUUACUGGACUGUUUCCGCUUGGCCAGAACUGAGAUCAUAUGAAAACAGAAAUGAAAAUAGAAACUUAACAGCGGCAGUACUCGGUAAGCCUGACAAACAUAGCAAGUUUCAAAAUGUACCCCUACUCCUGUGACACCUUUGUGGCUCUGCCCCCCUCCACUGAGAGACAACGCAUCAUCUUUGGGAAAAACUCCGACAGGCCUUGUGAUGAAGUCCAGGAGGUGGUGUAUUUUCCUGCCAGGAACUAUGGUGCAGGGGAGAAAGUUGAGUGCACAUACAUAGAGAUUGAGCAAGUUGCCCACACUUAUGCAGUUGUGUUGAGCAAACCAGCAUGGCUAUGGGGCGCAGAAAUGGGUGCAAAUGAGCAUCAAGUGUGUAUUGGAAAUGAAGCAGUGUGGGGCAGAGAGAGUGCAGAUGAUGACGAAGCUCUUCUCGGCAUGGAUCUUGUCAGGAUUGGACUUGAGAGAGCCGAUACAGCAGAGAAAGCUGUGGAUGUUAUUACUGAGCUGCUGGAGAAAUAUGGCCAGGGAGGAUCCUGCAUGGAGGAUGAGUGUAGCUUCACCUACCACAACAGUUUCCUCAUCUCAGACAGGAAGGAGGCGUGGCUGCUGGAAACGUCAGGGAAGCACUGGGCAGCAGAGAGAGUGGAAGGUGGAUAUCGCAACAUCUCAAACCAGUAUGGCAUAACGACUAAGAUGGACAAGGAACAUCCAAAAAUGAGGGACUAUGCACGAAGCCAGGGCUGGUGGGAUGGCGAGACCCAGUUCAACUUUGCCACGGUCUACUCCUUUACAACUACAGCCAGAAUCGAAGCCUCUGGCAGCCGAUACUGUGAGGGGAAGAAGUUGCUGGAGAAGAGCAACGGUCACAUCACUGCUGAGACAAUGAUGGAUAUCCUGAGGGAUAAAGACAGUGGCAUCAACAUGGAGGGCAUGUUCAUGACAACAGGAAGUAUGGUGUCUGUGAUACCCACGGAUCCUGCUCUGCCAGGGGUUCACUAUUUUACAGCAACUCCAGACCCUGAAAGGUCUGUAUUCAAACCCUUCGUCUUUGUGAAGAACAUUAAUGAGCUGAAGGAGACGUCUUCUCCCAGUUACGGUCCAGAUGACCCUGUUAAGAAGAAACCCCGCUUCCAGAGCAAGCCUGACCGCAAACAUGAGUUGUUUGUCAAACAUGAACUUGUGGCUGCCAUCACUGAAUCCUACAAGGACAGAGGAAAGAAGAUCACAGAAAGUAUGAGGCAGCUGGAGAAAGAAAAGAUGACCCAGAUGGAGGAGAUUCUUUCACAUGGCAUUGAGGAACCAGAUUUUUUGGCGAAUCUGUUUUCUAGCUCUGUUCGAGAGGAGAUGGCAGUGUACGGAAAAAGCUGAAACCACAAAACCAAUCUCCAGGGUGACGGUAGCGGCAUAUGCUUCUGCAUUUUACCUUUUUAGUCAGGUAUAAGUACAAACACACUUGUAUAAUAAAUCUGAACGCAACUGAAUAGUAGUUAACAUCAUUGUAUAAAAAAAUAAGGCAGCCCAGGAUACAUAUGUUGAUGUACAAUAUGGAAUAAAUUGUUGACUUGUA